Molecule: messenger RNA, 1761 nt
Organism: Cheilinus undulatus (humphead wrasse)
Lineage: Eukaryota; Metazoa; Chordata; Actinopteri; Labriformes; Labridae
Gene: rps19bp1
Product: ribosomal protein S19 binding protein 1
Exons: 4
Coding region: 111-587 (158 amino acids)
Cellular component (GO): nucleolus
Molecular function (GO): enzyme binding
Source: RefSeq, a predicted model, not a curated record
GAUACACAGGAAGUCUUUACCGGUUGUUGACAAACUCACAUGUUGCUUUCAGGAAACUUCAUGUGAAUGUAGCUCGUUUUAACCAAACUUUUUGACUUUAUUUACUCGUUAUGUCGGCGUCGUUGAUUAGAAGAGGACUGGAGCUGCUCAGUGAUGACAUUAAAGAUGUCAGCAAAGCAAAGAAAAAGAAGCAACAGCAGACUCCCAGCUCGGCCACAGUUAUGGAGCUGGUGAGCACCAAGCGGCAGGGAGUCACCAAGCAGGUCAAACGGCUGCAGGGUCGACUCGGACCUGGGAAGAGCAAAGCUACAGUCAAAGACAAGAGGAUCAAGUCCGCCGUGGAGGAGUUCAGGAAGAAGCAGAGGACGAGCCAGAUGAGUGCUAACCUCAAAUAUUUUAUGACGACUGGCUACAAAGCAACAGACUCUGACACCCUGAAGAUCCUCAAUCACAAUACAGGGAGACAGUCCAGAAAUCGCCGCGAGCCACAAGUCAAGAAAGCCAAAGAGCCAGAGUCUCUGUUCACUGAGGAGGAGUUCCAGCAAUUUCAGAAGGAAUAUUUUGGAAGAACUGUGGAGGAGAAUUAACCAUGCUUAUUCAAACACAUAUACACUGCUGUUCAUGGAUAAAAGUGGAUUUCUGGUCUGGAUAAUUAUCUAACAUCUGGUUUCCUGUUAUCAUGUCUCAGCAAUGGAAAAAGACCAAGCAGGAGCCUCUGUGGUUGGAAAAUGAAGCUAAUGUGGAUAUGCAAACAAAAAAGCAUAAAACAGGUUUCCACUUAGGGCUGACUGUAGAAGUACCACAAGUCUAAUACACACUUGUGUUAAAACAAUGGAUUUUACAGCUGAAAUAAACUUGUUUACAGACUGGUUCAAAAACAGUUUUCAUCAGAAUAGUUCAUGUCUUUAUGGGUGCACACUUUACUAAGGGGGAUUUCUUUAUUUUAUAGCUCAUCUGAUUUUGUUUUAAGGAGGAGACUAGGGAUGCAAGUUAUGUCUGCAUGCUAGCAUAUUGGAGCUGUUUGUCAAGAUGCUAAACAUCCAUCUCAGCACUGUCUAUUUGUUACUCAGCUGAUCCAAAGUUAGUCUUAGACAGAAUUUUCAAUACCAUGACCACAGUGGAUUCACUUUGAAAGCCUCCUUUUAGAAACCAAACAGCUGAUGUUGCUCAGAUUUUGUCGUACACUUCAUGAAAAAAAGCCUAAAGGUGGAAAUUUUCAGCCAAAGUAACACAAAUAUGUGAUUUUUCUGCUCAUUAAAUUUUUUAAACUUGAAAGUAUGGUGGUGACUGCAGAUACAUUGAUAUUAAUACAGGGGAAGUGUUGUUUAUUUUACUGCCAAGAGUUUCACUUUUAAUUGUCACUAUUCUUGGUAUAUUGAGGCCUGAACUUCAUACAUUAAUGAGGUAUGGGCUGUAUGAGGUACCUAACAGUAGUCGUGGCAUUGGCCACCAGUAAUCUCAAUGAGCAUUGCUUCUUUAUGAAGGACUUGCUGGUUGUACCGGCCAGGAAGCCAGGCUAUACAGUGUAACAGAUGCAGCAUUGCCAGGUCUUGGUGACAAAUUUAACCCAAUGGCCAGUAAAACUAGCCCAAAACCAAGGCCAAUGCUGAAAUUCAACAUAAGCCAUUAAAACCUGUGCCACACCACAUAUAUUGCUUGUGUAAGAGCAGGUGUGCUGCUUCUGUAUGUGGCACGGUGGAUCUUCGGUUGUGUGCCCUGCUCUAUGUUUUUCCUGCUUCUCUCUUGGUCGAUUUAGUUGUA